Xyrauchen texanus (razorback sucker) is the source of this 2926-nucleotide messenger RNA. Its product is annotated as E3 ubiquitin/ISG15 ligase TRIM25-like. The record is from RefSeq and is a predicted model, not a curated record. Gene Ontology annotation, molecular function: protein binding; zinc ion binding. The transcript is spliced from 7 exons. The coding region runs from base 154 to 1815 and encodes 553 amino acids. NCBI's taxonomy places the organism in Eukaryota, Metazoa, Chordata, Actinopteri, Cypriniformes, Catostomidae.
GGGAGCGGCUGCGGAGCGCGUUUAUGUCGCAAAGAGAUUAAAUUAAUCUGUCAUUAUCUGAAUUUAACAAACUAAUAACUAAACACACACAAAACUCUGAAGAACUGCUUUUUUAUCGUGAUUUCUACACACACUGUGUGUAAGUACAGUGAAAUGGCAGGAUCCAGUAUUUCAGUAACUCAGGAUCAGUUCUGUUGUCCAGUGUGUUUGGAUCUCCUGAAGGAUCCAGUGACCAUUCCCUGUGGACACAGUUACUGUAUGAGCUGUAUUACAGACUGCUUUAAUGAAGAUCAUAAUACAGGGAUAUACAAAUGCCCUCAGUGCAGACAGACCUUCACUACAAGACCUGCUUUAUGUAAAAAUGUGGUGAUUGCUGAGAUGGUGGAGAAACUGAAGGACACGAGAAUCCAAGAGACUCCCUGUUACGCUGGUCCUGCAGAUGUGGAGUGUGACGUCUGUACUGGAAUAAAACAGAAAGCCGUGAAGUCCUGUCUGGUGUGUCUCAACUCUUACUGUCAGAAUCAUCUUGAACAACAUGAGAAUUUCUUCAAGAGUAAGAGACACAGCUUGAUUGAUGCCACUGGACGACUCCAGGAGAUGAUCUGCCCUCUACAUGAGAAAAUGCUGGAAAUUUACUGCCGAACUGAUCAGAAGUGUAUCUGUGUGCUGUGUAUGGUGGAUGAACACAAGAACCACAACACCAUAUCAGCUGCAGCAGCGAGGACUGACAAACAGAGAGAUUUGGAGGAAACACAGAGUAAACUGCAGCAGAGGAUCGAGGAGAAAGAGAAAGAUGUUCAUGAGUUGAGAGAAUCUGUGAUGUUUCACAAGCACUUUGCACAGACAGCAGUGGAGGACUGUGAGCGGAUCUUCACUGAGUUGAUCUUAUCCAUUGAGAGAAGUCGCUCUGAGGUGACACAGCUGAUCAGAGAUCAGGAAGAGGCUGCAGUGAGUCGAGCUGAAGAACUCUUGAAGCAACUGGAGCAGGAGAUUGAUGAUCUGAGGAGGCGAGUCGAUGAGAUGCAGCAGCUUUCACACACAAAUGAUCACAUCCAUUUCCUGCAGAGUUUCCAGUCGCUCUCUGUCCAUCCUGGAUCCUCUGACAGCAUCAAUGUCACUUCCCGUCUCUCUUAUGAACAUGUAGUGAAAUCUGUCACUCAACUCAGAAUCAAACUGGAGGAUUUCUGCAGAGAGGAGACCAAGAAGAUGUAUGGUAGAGUGAAAUACAUUCAGAUCUUACCCACUCCUGAAUACAAGACCAGGAAGGAGUUUCUACAAUAUUUCCAUCAGUUUACUCUGGAUCUGAACACUGUGAGUCCAUGUCUCCGUCUGUCUGAGAGGAACACAGUGGUCACUGUCACUGACAAACUCCAGCGCUAUCCUGAUCAUCCAGACAGAUUUGAUUGUUGGGGUCAGGUGUUGUGUAAUGAGAGUGUGAGUGGACGCUGUUACUGGGAGGUGGAGUGGAGUGGGAAUCGUGGUGUGGAUAUAGCAGUGACAUAUAAGAGUAUCCGGAGGAAGGGAGAUGGUCCUGAGUGUUUGACUGGAGGUAAUGAUCAGUCCUGGAGAUUGUUUUGCUCUCCUUCCAGUUACUCAUUCUGGCACAAUAACAUUGAGACUAAACUCCAUGUAGUCCACAGCUCCAGUAGAAUAGGAGUGUAUGUGGAUCACAGUGCAGGAGUUUUGUCCUUCUACAGCGUCUCUGACACAAUGAACCUCAUCCACAGAGUCCAGACCACAUUCACUCAACCUCUGUAUCCUGUGUUUGGACUAGAUGACUACACAACUGUGAAACUGUGUUCUCGAACUGUAUAAAUGAUAUAGAGAUUCUACAAAUAAUACUGAUGCAAGUGGCUAGAGACAUUCCUAUAUUUGAUACUUUUGCUGAUUGAUAUUAUACAAGCAUAUUCAUGUAUCCACAUUUAUGUUCUCAGAAUAUAAUCAUAUACUUCACAUUCAUGAAACCAUCUUAUAUGGCAUUAUCAUUGUAUUAAGACUCCAUAUAUUCCCUGUAUAUCCAUCCUGUAUUCCUGUGUUGUAUACAUGUUACCAGACACAAGCCUUAUAUGUUCAAUGUGUGUGUUAGAAUACAUUUCCAUUUAUGCAUUUGGUAGACACUUUUAUCCAAAGUGACUUACAGAGCACUUAUUACAGGGACAAUCCCCCCAGAGCAACCUGGAGUUAAGUGUCUUACUCAAGGACACAAUGAUGGACUGUGCUCACCAGUACAGUAUUUUAACCCACUACGCCACCACCACUCCAAAAUAUUACUUAUCCUUAUAAGGGUUGUAGCAUUGCUGUACCAAUGUUCCUGUGGGAAACUGAGACAUUGCGUGUAUAUACUUUUGAAUUUUUAGUAUAUGGAUAGGUCGCCAUUUUUACCCGAUGAGAGCUCAGAGCAGGUGACAGAUGCUUGCUAUGGGGGUAAUAGAGGAAUCCCACAGUGAUGCAUACCCUAUGCCCAGCGUUGAUGAGUUGCUCGAUCAGUUAGGUACUGCACGAUUUUAUUCGACAAUGGAUUUGACAGAGGGGUAUUGGCAGAUCCCCUUAAUACCAAUUUCCCCCCCAAAAAAGCCUUCUCCAUGCCGUUUGGAUUGCCCCAAUUGAUGGGAUAUGCAUGUGUCACUCUUUUUGUGUUUCUUACUUUUCUAACUGUAAUAGUUGUGUGGGUUAAGAGCUUAUGGUUACUGUAUUGACUAAAGUUUAUUUAUUUGUUGAAUAUCCAUUUGUUACUCUGCUAAUGGGCUGAGCCUAGCAUCCAUAUAUCCCUUUGAAACACAUCUGAUUGUGUAACAUGGACAUAAUGCAUCCUAAUAAUACCUGUGUGUUUGAUCAAGAGCUCAGUCCACUGACUGGUCGACUUCUCGUUUUAAAUGGGUAGUUUUGAACAUCUCCACCUUUUACCAGCACAUUCUGUAAAACAAUA